Messenger RNA from Colletotrichum graminicola M1.001, 1542 nucleotides. RefSeq lists its product as uncharacterized. The transcript has 5 exons. The record is from RefSeq and is a predicted model, not a curated record. Gene Ontology annotation, molecular function: heme binding; monooxygenase activity; iron ion binding. NCBI's taxonomy places the organism in Eukaryota, Fungi, Ascomycota, Sordariomycetes, Glomerellales, Glomerellaceae. The coding region runs from base 1 to 1542 and encodes 513 amino acids.
AUGUUGCAGAUUUCUCAUAAUCCCCUUCAUCCCUUGGCCCAAUAUCUGCCACAAUGGGUGUCUCGCAGCCUCAGUUCCAUCCUUUUGGUUGCGGCCUUCUCUCUUAUCAUUCUAACCCUGCUGUCUCUCAUCUCGACCCAGCGCCACUUGAAAGACAUUCCUCUCAUUAACCCUCCCAAUUCUCUGUUUCAAACGACCGCAGAAAUAGCAAAACAAUACUCUACUAACCCUGUAACAAUCAUCGAACGCGGUCGUAACAUAUAUCCAGAUCAGCCUUAUCGGAUGAUUACUAAUCAAGGGACUGUUGUUGUGAUGCCACCUCAACACGCCGAAGAGAUUGCCAACAAGUCAGAAUUGAAUCUUAUGGCGCGCGCGCGUACUGAAUGUCAUGCAGGUACUCCAGGCUUCUCGGGCCUGACAACUGGGCCGGAUGGUGAUAGAUUAGCUAUCGAUGUCGUAAAAAAGCCCCUAACUAAAUCACUAGAGUGGCAUGAAGUCCAAUUACUCCCUCGCAUGCUUGAUAUCAUUGCCCAAACCUCCUCACGCGUCUUUCUUGGCGAGGAGCUAUGCCGCAAUGAAGAUUGGCUACGAAUUACUAAGACAUACACUUCAAAGGCAUUUGUACUCGCCGGCAAAUUAGGAAAUAUUCCCCGUCCAUUUCGCCCGCUACUUCACUGGUUUAUUCCAGGUAUGAAGGAACUACGGGACCUCUGUGCCAAGGCUGAGGCUAUUAUCCAACCUAUCUAUAAUGCGCGACAGAAGGCCAAGGCUAGAGCUCUAGCUGACGGAAAAGCGAUUCCGACAUAUGACGACUGUAUAGAGUGGGCUGAGGCUGAAGCGCAUGCCUCUUACCAACCGGCCAUGUUGCAGAUGAAUAUCGCUGUCGCUGCCUUCCACAAUACUGCCGAGCUACUGUCACGAGUCGUUCUGAAUAUUGCCCACCAUCCUCAUAUUAUUCGAGAACUUCGAGAAGAGGCCAUUGACGUCUUGAAGGCUGACGGAUGGAGAAAAACAGCGCUUUCUAAAAUGAAAAAACUUGACAGCGUGAUCAAAGAAACCCUAAGACUCAAGCCUAGUGGUACACUUACUAUGCGCCGCGAAGCAACUAGUCCCACUACGCUUUCUACUGGCCUUACCCUUAAGACCGGCGACGCCCUUAUUGUGGAUCCAUUCAAUUCGUUUAGAGACCCGACUUUGUAUGAGAAUCCAGAGCAAUUCAUACCAUGGCGAUUUUUACACUGGCAGAACGAGCCAGGUAAACAGCACCUAGCACACCUUGUGUCAACUUCACCGGCACACCUAGGCUUUGGUCAUGGUAUACACGCCUGCCCAGGCCGCUUCUUUGCUGCCGACGAGAUAAAAAUCGUGGUAUGCCACAUGUUGAUUCAGUACGACUGGAAGCCUCCGCCUAUGUCAUCCUGGAAACCUGUCCACGCCGGCAUUUUUAUGGUUACACCUCCAGAUACAGUUUUACUUUUCCGCCGUCGUCCUCAUCCAGAAAUAGAUGUUAAACGUCUACCACCUACCCUGGUUAGGAAUUAA